Aureobasidium uvarum is the source of this 2043-nucleotide messenger RNA. Lineage: Eukaryota; Fungi; Ascomycota; Dothideomycetes; Dothideales; Saccotheciaceae. The record is from the annotation of a GenBank genome assembly.
AUGGCACCUAGUCGUCGUAUGCAGAAGCAGGGUGUGCCCGAGCCCCUGAACGAAUCACUGGUUUCGAGAAAGAGAAAGGACGCGCCUCCGCCGCCAGAGGCAACAUACAAGAAGCGCAGAACCGACCCCAACAAGCCCAAGAACUCGGCCGGAAAGACGACAACCAAGGGCAAAUUCGCAGCAAACGGAAAGACACCAAAGACGGUAGCCAAGAAGGCUCAGCAACUGGUUGAGUCCGACGACGAAGACAUCGAAGACGACUCAGAUGCCGUUGACGAUUUGGGCGUCCUCGAGUCGGACGACGAGCCUGCUGAAGAUGACGACUUUAUGGACUCAGAUGACCCGGACGUGCAACGCGCCAUGUGGUCAGAGGAUGAAGAUGCUUCGGACGCUGAGGAGAUGCUGAACGCCGCCAACAUCGCUGGUCUCUCGGGUCGCCUUGAUGAAGAAGCCGCCCAAGAGGCUGCUGAUGCACAAGCUGAACUCGAGGACGACGCUAUGCAGACCAACAUCGCUGCCGCCGACAUUCCCGAGGACGAAGACGACGACGAGGCUGCCCAACGAAAAGCCACCCUUGCUCCCGACCUCCAGCUGCUCCGCACCCGUAUCACCGAAACCACCCGUGUCCUGACCAGCUUCAAGGAGCUGUCCGACCCUUCGCGCUCGCGUGCCGACUACAUCAACUCGCUCCUCAACGAUAUCUGCGCCUACUAUGGCUACUCGCGCUUCUUGGCCGAGAAGCUAACAAACACCCUCCGCACUCACCGUCGUGACCUCGCUCACUCUCUGAUCAACCGUGGUGUUACUCUUGAGCCCGUCGGAAAGUGGAGCAAGGUUGGUCUGCAGGUUUUCGAAUCGCAGGUCCCCUUGGGUGCCACUCCCGAAUAUCUUGCUGGACACUACAUCCUCCAAGCUGCCAGUUCGUUCUUGCCCGUCAUGGCUUUGGCACCGCAAGAGAAUGAGCGUGUUCUGGAUAUGGCUGCUGCUCCCGGUGGUAAAACAACAUACGCCGCUGCCCUGAUGCGCAACACUGGUGUCAUCUUCGCCAACGAUGCCAGUAAAGUCCGUGCCAAGGGUUUGAUCGGUAACAUUCACCGUCUCGGUGUCAAGAACACCAUCGUAUGUCACUACUCUGCCUUGGAGUUCCCCAAGGUCAUGGGUGGAUUCGACAGAGUUCUCCUCGAUGCUCCUUGCUCUGGUACCGGUGUUAUUGCCAAGGAUCAGAGUGUCAAGACCAACAAGACCGAGGCCGAUUUCCUGCGCCUGCCUCAUCUCCAGAAGCAGCUUCUGCUCGCCGCCAUCGAUUCAGUAGACCACGCCUCAAAGACUGGAGGUUACAUCGUGUACUCAACAUGUAGUGUCACAGUCGAGGAGAACGAGCAAGUUGUUCAGUACGCUCUCAACAGACGCCCCAAUGUCAAGCUUGUCAGCACCGGCCUUGUAUUUGGUAAGGAGGGCUUCACCAGCUUCAUGGGCAAGAAGUUCCAUCCUAGCUUGAAGGAGACCAGAAGAUACUACCCCCACGCCUACAACGUUGAUGGUUUCUACGUCGCCAAGUUCAAGAAGGUUGGCCCUACACCUGCAAACGCCGUCAAGGCACAAGGCUCGGAAGAGCAGAAGCAAAACGUGAAGAAGGAUGGAGAUGAGGAGAUCAUCGACAGAACCCCUAUCAGCGAGGAAGCCGAGAAUGACGAGUUUGGUGGCUUCUCGGACUCCGAGGACGAGGCCAUCAUCCAACGUGCCCGCGCGAAGCAGCUUAAGAAGAAGGGUCUCGACCCCAAAGCCACAAAGGCCACCAAGAAGCCCAAGGAAAAGGAAGUCACAUCUGAGGAGCCCAACGCCGAAGAUCAAAUAGAAGAGAAGGCCGUGAAGUCGCCAUCAGGCACAAAGAGCCCCAAGGUAGCUGAGAAGCUAGUCAAAGACGGUGUCAGCGAGGUCGGUGGCCAUGCUGUGGGAACCUCAACGGAGGCUCAAAGCAAGAAAGAGAGGAGGAGUCUGAACAAGGCAGGCAAGAAGGCCAAGGCUAGCCCCAAGUCCAAAUAA